Molecule: messenger RNA, 3533 nt
Organism: Mastomys coucha (southern multimammate mouse)
Lineage: Eukaryota; Metazoa; Chordata; Mammalia; Rodentia; Muridae
Gene: Mab21l1
Product: mab-21 like 1
Exons: 1
Coding region: 1609-2688 (359 amino acids)
Source: RefSeq, a predicted model, not a curated record
UAGGGUCCCAAACCCGAACUCUCCUUAGAUUCCAAAAAGAAAAGCUCAUUUCUUUGAAAUUUCCAAGAUGAAACUUAAAUACAUAAUAAAAACCAGAACCUGAAUGGUUACAAAUUAUUUUUUGGAAGCUGUUAGCUAUCUUCUCAUAGUCAAAUUAUUACAUCCCAUAAGAUUAGGAACCUACUCUUGGUCACCACUGAGGCUAUCUGAAAUGGAAGCUCCAUCUUUAAGCCGGCAGAGGCAAACAAGCUGGAAUGGCCACACCUUCCAGGGACCAGUGUUAAGCCCAUCUCUGUGAGUCCUCUAGAGCCUUCUGUACCAGACAGCUCACUUAGGAGAUGGUACUCAAGUUUCCUCUAAAUCUCAGAGACCAACUUUGGGAGUGUUCCACCCACAGCUGGCUGGUAUUUCAGCACUGGCCAGCCUCGCUACAGACAAGGGAAACUGCAAACAGGUGAACUUGUUUUAAAGGCUACAUUUUUAGUUGGGUAGAUAUCAUCUACUCCAUUGAGCAAUACUUCUUAAAUUCCUCUCAGCAAAUGCAAAUGGGAGAAAACCUAGGUAAAAAGAGAACAGAUUCUGCCUAAGGUUUGAAAAAGUAUUCUGACUGGGAACACCCAAGUGAAGACUAGAGAACCCCUCCACAUGAAGCCAGCAGUCAGUUAAGAAGCAAACUUCUAACUUGCAUUAAAAAGACCCCAGGGAUUAACGGGCAUUAAUUACCUUUCUCUAAAUGCAAGUUAAUGACUUUGUUCUAGAAAGCCCCUUUGACUUCACUAAUUGGUGGAUGACCAUUAGUACAACUGGAUAGCUCAUCAGAGGUGAACAGACAAGAGGGCUUUUCAGCAAAGAGAGUCACUUGUCUUCACCAAGUCUUUCCCAAAUGUCAAUAUGCUUCAAGUUAUACCAAAGCUGGGAGAUUUCCCCUUGCUUUCCAACCUGUCUAGGUGGCCUGGGUGGUUUUCUGCCGGCAGCAGCUUCCUACCUUUGGUUUCUAUGCCUCUAUCCACGAGGGGGGAUUAAUUAGCCGGGCUGAAGCUGGAGGAGGCUGUCGUGACGAGCCCAGUGGCGAUUGGCCGCCCGCCUGCCUGGCCCUGCCUUUAUAAUUUCCACACGAGUGCAUCUGGGCUCUUACACAAACCAACAGCAGCUUCUUCUCACACACACACACUCACCCCGACGCACACUGCACACUUCUCCUCUACCUGAUUAACAGUCCCGCACACACCAUGAUUACGGGAAAACGUAAAUAAAUACGUAAAGGGGUGAUUAUUUUGACUACUAGAAGAGCUUUGCUGGGUCUCAGCACAACUUUUGUUUUUAUUACCGAGAAGGUGCUCUCUCCACGCGUCUCUCUCAGACACGGAUUCUUUAGCGGAGGGAAGAAAAGGGGAGAGCGCAGCCUUUCACUUUAAGACCCGCUAGGCUCUAGCGGAAAAAAGGCCAGCAGGGCAGGGCGGCCCCCUGCUGCAGCUAGUCGAGAGAGGCUCGGUGCCUUUUGAGCGUGGCCCCCUUUCUCCACCGAAGUUGGCUCCAGCGAUAGCAGCCGCAUUGGAUCCCACAGCCUACUGCGAGACUCCGGUGUACAAUCCGGAUCUCUGCCCCAACAUGAUCGCAGCCCAGGCCAAGCUGGUCUACCACCUGAAUAAGUACUACAACGAGAAAUGCCAGGCCAGGAAAGCUGCCAUCGCCAAAACCAUCCGGGAAGUCUGCAAAGUGGUCUCCGACGUCCUGAAGGAGGUUGAAGUGCAGGAACCGCGCUUCAUCAGCUCUCUCAACGAGAUGGACAACCGCUACGAGGGCCUGGAGGUUAUCUCUCCCACCGAGUUCGAGGUGGUGCUCUAUCUGAACCAGAUGGGGGUGUUUAACUUCGUGGAUGACGGCUCCCUGCCUGGCUGUGCGGUGCUGAAACUGAGCGAUGGGCGCAAGAGGAGCAUGUCCCUCUGGGUGGAAUUCAUCACCGCCUCUGGCUACCUCUCGGCGCGCAAAAUCCGUUCCAGGUUUCAGACACUGGUGGCUCAGGCGGUGGACAAGUGUAGUUACAGAGAUGUAGUAAAGAUGGUGGCUGACACGAGCGAAGUGAAACUGAGAAUCCGAGAUAGGUAUGUGGUGCAGAUCACCCCGGCCUUUAAAUGCACCGGGAUUUGGCCGCGGAGUGCUGCCCACUGGCCGCUUCCGCACAUCCCCUGGCCAGGACCCAACCGGGUGGCAGAGGUCAAGGCCGAAGGGUUCAAUUUGUUGUCCAAGGAGUGCCACUCCCUGGCCGGCAAGCAGAGCUCGGCUGAGAGCGAUGCUUGGGUGCUGCAGUUUGCAGAGGCUGAGAACAGACUGCAGAUGGGGGGCUGCAGGAAGAAAUGCCUCUCUAUCCUGAAAACCCUGCGAGACCGCCACCUGGAGUUGCCAGGCCAGCCCCUCAACAACUAUCACAUGAAGACUCUGGUGUCCUACGAGUGCGAGAAGCAUCCCCGAGAAUCGGACUGGGACGAAUCUUGCCUGGGCGAUAGGCUGAACGGAAUUCUGCUGCAGCUCAUCUCCUGCCUGCAGUGCCGGCGGUGUCCCCAUUACUUCUUACCGAACUUAGAUCUGUUUCAAGGCAAACCCCACUCGGCCUUGGAAAACGCUGCUAAACAAACGUGGCGACUGGCAAGAGAGAUCCUGACCAACCCAAAAAGUUUGGAAAAACUUUAGAGGAUGAUCUAAUCCAGGGCCGACGAGAAAGAGCAUUCUUCUCAAAAUCCCGACGUAAUGAAAACUUCCUGGUGGAUGCCUACGAGCUAUUUCUUGAGACAGUGCAAACAAUCUCUUCCUUUAAAAGGAGUAACAACACAACAUCUAGCCAUCAUCUCACACACCCCUACAAAAGAAGGGAAAGAGGUAGAGAAACACAGGGGAAACGCACGCACACCACAAGCAUCUUUAUGGAGGCAUCCCCCAGCUCCCCUGAAAAGUGCACAACCCCCGAAAACAGCGGGCUGCAAAGCAAGACCAUGGCCAACUCCAGCAAAGGAUUAUAGUAAUCUUGAGACUUAGGUGCAUCAGCCUUCCAGUAAACAGGACCCGGAUGUACCACCGGAAGAAAGUGUAAUGUAUAUUUUGAUCUGUAACAAAAAUUGUGAUCUCAUGUUGUCUUUGAAAGUGUGGAUAUUGGUGUUUUGUGAUUUGGUGAACAGAACUGAAAUUGCCAUUUUGGAAACUUGCAGACAUUUCCCACAGAACAGAGAUGCAUUUAAAGGUAGAUUUCCUCCUGGUACUUUACCUGUCUGUGAAGUGUCUGAACUUAAAAAAAAAAAGUUUACAUUUUGUUUCAAAUAUAUUGCUUGUUCUAACAUUCCGUAAGUAUACUUGAAAUGUUAUUUAAAUAUAUUCAAAAAUUUGAAUUCAGCUUAUAUAAUAACGCUUGAAUAUCUGAAUUAUAUAUAUAUUUGAAAAUGCACUUGAAAAUACACUGGAUAAUUACUUUUGUGAUUUAGAAUUUAAUUUCUGUUGCUGAUUUUUAUUUAAUUAGGAGAUAAUAAAUGAAGUAAAAUACCAAA